This is a messenger RNA of Phymastichus coffea, 1550 nucleotides long. It is a transcript of the gene MFS18, whose product is annotated as voltage-gated purine nucleotide uniporter SLC17A9. The record is from RefSeq and is a predicted model, not a curated record. Gene Ontology annotation, molecular function: transmembrane transporter activity. Gene Ontology annotation, biological process: transmembrane transport. The transcript is spliced from 8 exons. Bases 192 to 1445 code for a protein of 417 amino acids. Lineage: Eukaryota; Metazoa; Arthropoda; Insecta; Hymenoptera; Eulophidae.
AAACAAAGAUGGUUGAGCAUUCAGACCAAACAUCAAGCGACUCACAAUAUAUACAGUACAUAUAGGACGUACAGUGUACUCUCGGAAAAGCUAGUUGGAACCAAUACAAAUAGAAUAUAGAUAAACGUUAUAUGUGGACACUGCGCGAGGAUAUCAAAUGAGUUUUGGCGUUCUUUUGCCUUUCAAAUCUAAUGCAGAUUCAUGACAAUGUCAAUUUGUAUUGGACAAGAAAAGAACGCUUGAAAUGGGGAAUGAUACUGCUGAGUGGAACUUGUCUUGUUUAUGCAUCAAGAACAUCUGUUCCUCUCUUAGUGCCAAUAAUUGGAAAAGAAAGAGGAUGGAGCAAACCAGACUCUGGGAUAAUUCUCUCCAGCUUUUUCUGGGGCUACACAUUAACACAAGUGUUAGGUGGAUAUAUCAGUGAUAGAAUUGGUGGACAUCGUAUUAUGUGGAUCGCUGCUGUAGGUUGGGGUACCUCCACUUUCUUCUUACCUGAUAUUAUUAGAUAUUUUUCCAAAGACGAUUACUCUAUUCAGAUUAUAGCUUUUGCUAGAGUCAUCAAUGGAGCAUUUCAAGGAAUGCAUUUUCCUAGUAUGAUUAGCUUAACAAGUCAGAGACUGACCGAAUCAGAAAGGGCCUCAUUUUUUAGCCUAGUUACUUCAGGUUCUGCAUUGGGAACCCUUUUAACAGGAGUUCUAGGCUCUUAUGUAUUGGAGAAUUAUAAAUGGGACACUGUUUUCAGAGUCCUAGGGAUCAUAAGUGUCGCAUGGACAAUGAUUCUUAUUUACCAUUCAAUGUUAUUAAAUGGAAGACCUACAAUUAGUAAAUAUUCAUCCAGUAAUAGAUUGCCAAUAAGAGAGCUGAUAACAAAAGCACCUUUCUGGUCUUGUGUAAUUGGUCAUGCAUGUCAAAACAAUUGUUUUUUUAUUCUAUUAUCAUGGAUGCCUACAUACUUUCAUGACACAUUUCCAGAAGUUAAAAGUUGGAUCGUAAAUGUGAUGCCCUGGCUGGCUUCAAUACCAUCUAUAUUUGUAGGCAGAGCACUUUCUGAGAAGCUUAUAAAUACUGGUUAUUCUAUAACGGCCACACGUAAAAUUAUACAAACUACUUGUUUUGCUAUACAAUCCAUAAAUUUGCUCUUUAUAGCUACAACAGAUUCAGCUGAGAGAGCAAUUUUGUAUAUGACUUUAAUAAUUGCUGGAUCAGGGUUUCACAAUAGUGCAAUUGUUGUCAAUCCCUCGGAUUUAGCCCCAAAGCAUUCAGGCAGUGUUUUUGGUUUUAUGAAUACUGUUGGCUCAGUACCAGGAUUUCUGGGUGUAUACUUGGCUGGACAUAUUUUACACUUAACACACAGUUGGGCUGUUGUAUUUAUGUAUAUUUUCAUUGUAGAAAUAAUAGGAUGCUCUGUUUACCUUAUAUUUGGCUCUGGCAAAGCAAUCUUGUAAAUACCAGUAUUCCUUUUACAAAACAAAUUUAUUAAAGAGUCUUUGACAUAUAAGGUCCAUCUAAUUCAUAACCCAUUUUCCUGUAGUAAUUUCUAGUUCCAACUC